Messenger RNA from Loxodonta africana (African savanna elephant), 4739 nucleotides. It is a transcript of the gene GNAT1, whose product is annotated as G protein subunit alpha transducin 1. Lineage: Eukaryota; Metazoa; Chordata; Mammalia; Proboscidea; Elephantidae. The coding region runs from base 233 to 1285 and encodes 350 amino acids. Gene Ontology annotation, molecular function: GTP binding; G-protein beta/gamma-subunit complex binding; G protein-coupled receptor binding. Gene Ontology annotation, cellular component: heterotrimeric G-protein complex. The record is from RefSeq and is a predicted model, not a curated record. The transcript is spliced from 9 exons. Gene Ontology annotation, biological process: adenylate cyclase-modulating G protein-coupled receptor signaling pathway.
CUGGAUUCACCUGUCCUUGUCUCUGGUUGGCUCUUAGGCACCCCCGCCCCCAAAUCCCACUAAGCAGCCCCCACCAGGGCUUGCACAGGCCUGUGGAGAGCCAGUUGGUUGCCAGCCCUGGACCAGAAGGGCAUCUGGGAAGGCCAGAGGCUGGCCAGAGCCUGGCUCUGGGGAUCCCCUCCAUACAGAAGAGUCACCUGCCCACCCUGUCCCUUCAACUGCUUCUGGGGCCAUGGGGGCUGGAGCCAGCGCUGAGGAGAAGCACUCGAGGGAGCUGGAAAAGAAGCUAAAAGAGGAUGCUGAGAAGGAUGCUCGAACCGUGAAACUGCUGCUUCUGGGUGCCGGCGAGUCUGGGAAGAGCACCAUCGUCAAGCAAAUGAAGAUUAUUCACCAGGAUGGGUACUCAUUAGAAGAGUGCCUAGAGUUCAUUGCCAUCAUCUACGGCAACACGCUGCAAUCCAUCCUGGCCAUUGUGCGAGCCAUGACCACACUUAACAUCCAAUACGGAGACUCUGCGCGCCAGGACGACGCUCGGAAGCUGAUGCAUAUGGCAGACACCAUCGAGGAGGGCACGAUGCCCAAGGAGAUGUCGGACAUCAUCCAGCGGCUGUGGAAGGACUCGGGUAUCCAGGCCUGCUUCGACCGCGCCUCAGAGUACCAGCUCAACGACUCGGCUGGCUACUACCUCUCGGACCUGGAGCGCCUGGUAACCCCGGGCUACGUUCCCACUGAGCAGGACGUGCUGCGCUCACGAGUCAAGACCACUGGCAUCAUUGAGACGCAGUUCUCCUUCAAGGAUCUCAACUUCCGGAUGUUCGACGUGGGCGGCCAACGCUCGGAGCGCAAGAAGUGGAUCCACUGCUUCGAGGGUGUAACCUGUAUUAUCUUCAUCGCGGCGCUAAGCGCCUACGACAUGGUGCUGGUGGAGGACGACGAAGUGAACCGCAUGCACGAGAGCCUCCACCUGUUCAACAGCAUCUGCAACCACCGCUACUUCGCCACCACGUCCAUCGUGCUCUUCCUCAACAAGAAGGACGUAUUCUCCGAGAAAAUCAAAAAGGCUCACCUUAGCAUCUGCUUCCCGGACUACGACGGCCCCAACACGUACGAGGACGCGGGCAACUACAUCAAGGUGCAGUUCCUGGAACUCAACAUGCGGCGCGACGUGAAGGAGAUCUACUCCCACAUGACCUGCGCCACCGACACGCAGAACGUCAAGUUCGUCUUCGACGCGGUCACCGACAUCAUCAUCAAGGAGAACCUCAAAGACUGCGGGCUCUUCUGAGGUACCUGAACUCAUGUGCUUCCCUGGCCCUGAGCUCCUAUAGCCCUAGCUGCCUUGUAGCCCCAGCCCCCAUGACCCCAUCACUUACCCAGGACUCCUGGAUGGCAGCCUGUGGCCCCAGCAACCACAGACCCGAAGUCCUGAUUCCUACCAGCCUUGAGACCGGGACCCUUCCCUGUAGUCCCCAGGUGCCCCAGAGCCCAGUGCCCCCAACUCCAGCCCUGCCCUUCACGGCCUGUCAGUGCUGGCCUUCAGAACCUGCAGCUACCAGUCCCAGCUAGGAGCAGGCAGGACUUGGGGCAGCUGGGGCUCACUGUGACUCAGCAGGGCCCAGUUGACCAAUCUCUUGCAGCUCUCCCCACCCAGGGGCCCCAUGAUUCACCCUGGGGUGGUGGUGGGGGGGGCUGGGCUCAGCAAAUAGCCCUCCCUCUCAGCAUUUCAUGAAGAGCAGGGGGCAGGCAGGGAUCUCCCCUCCAGGCAGGCCUACUGCUUACCAUCAGCCCACUCCAGCCCUGCCUCUUCCAUGUGACAAGACUGACAUCUGUCUACCCAGUAGCCAGUGGCUCUCCCUCCCAGCAGCUUCAGGGGCUCAAAGUUCAAGCCAGCUCUGGCAUGUGCAGCCCCCAUGUAGAUGAAUUAGUGAGUAGGGGACAGGCCUAGGAGUCCCUGGUGCUAGGGAGAAACUCAAACCGAACCCCUACCCACAUGCCAGGCUCAUAGUAACCCCCAGCCCUUUCCCCCACAGGCUCUGCCCCCUCUGUCCUUGGAUACCAGAUCUAUGCCCAUCUCUGUUGGGGAGGGUAGUGUUGACACCAACUGUGGCCAAUGGUUAAGCAAUCCUGAGGGGUGGCUGGGGCAGAGUCCGGCUCUCAUUGAUCAGACCCAGGCCAAGGAUUCAGGACAGGAUGGAGGCCCAGGCUGUGCCCAGAGGGGCCUACCUCAGGUGGAGCCACAAGCAAACCCAGGUGACCCUCUUGUCCUUGCCAGUGGCUUCUUCCACCCUCUAUUCAGGGCCCGUUCCCUGGCAGGGAAAACUGAGGGCCAUGCCUGAACCGUCAGAGACUGAAGGACCAUGUCCCCCGCAUCCCUGCUCCCUCCUCCUUCAUCAAGCACCAAGUCCUUGCUGGUGCCCUUGGACUGGAGUCUGUGCUGCAGCUGGGGACAAGGAGCUUCUAUCUGGCAAGGCCAGGGCACGAUUCGCACUCCCUUCAGCUAGAUGUACAGAUUCAGCAAUAAAGCUUUGCUUCAGGCCCCAGUUGUCCUUUCUGGGGGCAGUUGGGUGGACAGUUAACUAUCAUGAGUCAUGGGCAUUAAUAAGUGCCCAGUGCUGGGUUGGACAUGAGGUAGGAAGAUGGCACCUCCCAGGGAGAAGCAGCUGGCCUGACUUGGUGGGGGCCACCCCUAGGGGGCAUCGGACAAAUUUGUACUUCUUGAGGGUGGUUCAUGGAGGGAGAGGAGCCACAGGGAAAUGUUCACAAGGACAGUCUUAAAUCAAGGCGGAGCUUUGAGGCCAAGGCUCAAUCAGCAGGAACUGUGGGUGUACAAAUAAGGCCCAGGAGCACAGGGUUGUGGGCCAUACGAGUUUAGAGGAGCAGGAGCUGGGAAGAGUUGGGGCCAGUGGACAGGUCCCAAGUGCCAGGCUGAAGGUCUGGGCCUUCUCCAGAAGAUGAUGGGGCAUCAUGGAGACCUUUGAAGCUGGGACAUGAUUGCAUGACUGGGAUUGGGGUGCAGCACCCACAUUUUCUUGUGGGUGGUUGUGGGCAUGGGGGAGGAGAGGGGUGGUUCUGGGUCCAGGAGGCAGAGGCUUAGGUCCUCAUCACCCGCCUGGCAGCCAAGAUCUGCAAACCAUGAGGCUCAGUGGCAAGGGUCGUGGUCUGUGCAGUUGACCAAGUGCAUGCAACACCCCCACCAAGCUGGUACUGCAGAGGAAGAAUCCACUUGGAGGGGAAGAUUCUCGAGCAUUGGACAAGCUGAAUUUGUGGGAUCUGUGGGCACCUGGGGAAGAUGUCCAAGAGGCAGACAGAUACUUGGGACUGGACAGAAGGCAAAGCAUAGACAGCAUCCUCAAUGACCAGAGGGAGGGUGGAGCUGGGAGCCUCGGGCAGGAGGAGAGUGAGGGAGUCCAGAUCUUAGCAUGGGACAAACACUGAAUGGGUUAGGGGGUGUCAGGGAGCCCAGGACGGGUUUUGGCAGCCACACUGGUGCUGCUCAGAAGGAUGGGGCUUGGACCUGUGGUACUGGGUAGUCUAGGCUUGGCUGAACUGGGAGGGUUUGUCUCUAUGGAUCCCCUACCUGAGUAGUUUACUACAGUAGGUGGGGCAGGGGGAAUGAGAGCAGGAUUCAGUGGGGAGAGACUAGGCAGAGGGCAGGAGGUCUUGAGAAGCUGGAGGUAGUGGGCUAGAGAGGGAGGAAGUUGUCAGGAGGGGUGGGUCAGCAGGGUCUUAGAAGAAAGGUAAUGACUUCCCCGGCCUUUCUGGGCAAGAGGCAGAGAGUAGCCUGAAUACCAUACAGCGGCUGGACACCACCCUUUAGGAAUCCCCUCUCACAUAUGGUUCUUACCCCAGGGUCUGGGAUUCAGGACCAGGCUAGGGGUGCUGCCUGACCUUGAGCUGCCUUGUCCAUAGCCAGCAAGUGAAUCCCCCAGCCUGAAGCAUCCUCAGCCCCACCCACUACACCAGUAUAAUUAUACCCUAAGGAGCAGGAUCAGUGGGUGCCCAAUGCCUGAUUCACAGCCCAGAGCAGAGGAUCAGAGAGCACUGGCCCAGAAGUGGCACAGCGGCCACUCGUAGGUGGGAUCAUUUAUUGUGGGCACCUCCAUCCAUCACCACCCUUGCCUGACCUGCAACCUCAAGGUGCCCCUGAGGGUCCCCCACAGCCUUUAGAUCUGGCCCUGGCAGGACUAACCUGGCCCGGCCACCAACCAGAGAUUGGACAAGCCUGGCGAAUAGUUAAUGCUGCUGAUGUCAGGGCCUCAUUGGGUGGCCACUGGGGGCUUGGGCUCUCCCCACGGGCAAUGGCACAGCCCAUGUGACCUGAGCUCCUUAAGCUGCUUCGGUGGCCAGAGGAACGGGGGGGCCGGAUCUCAGAGGAGAUCAAGCAGGCGGGCCAGGGCUGUGGAGAUAGGUCUCAGCCAAGGGGUCACCAGCUCUGAGAAAGGCUAGACAGGAGGGUUGCCUGUGGGUUCCCUCCACACUUCUACAGUCCUGUGUUGUGCCACUAAACCCACACUCAUGCUGAAAACGAGCCUCCCAGGCACCAGGAGCUGUGGGCAUCAGUUCUCAUACCCUGCAGGUGGUGUGAAAACCACCCUUUCUUGGAAGGUCUUCAUGCACCCCUCCACCUGCCCCAGCCUGACUCUGACCAAGUGCCCUCCCCUCCCCUCACCCCUCAUCUAUCAGUGCUAAUCCCACACUCAAGUUUUCUACCUCCAGUCCUUUGGCCAAGCUGCUUUCUC